Messenger RNA from Gadus chalcogrammus (walleye pollock), 3499 nucleotides. RefSeq names its product lipase, hormone-sensitive a (gene lipea). The coding region runs from base 221 to 2356 and encodes 711 amino acids. Gene Ontology annotation, molecular function: sterol ester esterase activity; triacylglycerol lipase activity. The transcript is spliced from 11 exons. The record is from RefSeq and is a predicted model, not a curated record. Gene Ontology annotation, biological process: triglyceride catabolic process; cholesterol metabolic process. Gene Ontology annotation, cellular component: cytosol. Lineage: Eukaryota; Metazoa; Chordata; Actinopteri; Gadiformes; Gadidae.
AACCAUCCAGCAUAACGAAACCGAAGGCAGCGCCGCCGGAGAGGGAGCUGCUGCGUGUGUGUGUGUGUUGAGAUGAGUCUCGCCGUGAGCGACAGUGACAACAUACACAGGAAAUCGUAGCCAUAAGUUAUCGGCGAUCGCCCGAACACACCAGGAACUGCGUGUGUGUGUUGAUCGCCCUGUCGACACCCACAGAGAGAACGAGCGGCUGACCCCGGGCAUGGACUACAAGGCUGUGUUCGUUGCCUUGGAGGCGGUGUGCGAUGAGAGCCUGGACGCGCUGUGCGCCCCUCCGGACCUGCCGUACGCCGCCGCCGCCCAGCGUCUGGUCAACACCAUCGUCCAGGUCCAGGAGCACGGCCGCGCGCUGCUCCCCGUGGUCACCGGCUUCGCCGCCAUCUUCCACCACUACGACUUUGAGCCGGAGACGCCCGCAAACGGCUACCGCACGCUAGUCAAGGUGCUGCAGUCCUGCCUGCUGCACAUCAUCGACAAGACCCGCUACGUGGCGACCAGCUGCCACGGCGCCUUCUUCCGCGCGGAGCACAACGCCUGUGAGCUGGAGGCCUACUGCGGCGCCCUCUGCCAGCUGCGGGCCCUCAUGUACCUGGCCCAGCGGCUGCUGCGCGACAACGGCCACGGGCAGCUCAUCUCCCUGCAGGACGGGGAGCUGAGCCGGCGCUUCGUCCGGGAGUACGCCUCCAUGCACAAGGCCGUCUUCUACGGCCGCUGCCUGGGCUUCCAGUUCUCGGCCACGCUGCGGCCGUUCCUCCAGUCGGUGGUCAUCAGCAUGGUGUCGUACGGAGAGACGUACGGCAAGCAGCAGUCGAGCUUAGGCAUGGCGGCCCUGUCCCUGCUGACCUCGGGGAAGUACGUCCUGGACCCCGAGCAGAGGGGGGCGGAGUUCGAACGCAUCACGCAGAACCUGGACCUGCAGUUCUGGAAGUCCUUCUGGAACCUCACAGAGUCCGGCCUCGUCACGGGUUUCACCAGGAUAACCUCAAACCCUGUGAACGUUAACCUGGCCCUCACCCUGCCCCCCGUCCAGCUGCGUCUCCCGUUGACCUCUGACCCCCGGCUCUCCACCCCAGUCUCCCCCCCGGUCGCGCACACCGGGCCGGGGCCUGUCUACGCACGCCUCAUCUCCCACGAGUUCCGCGAAGGACAUGACACUGAGGAGCUGCUGGCCUACUCUGACAUGGAGGCAAACCCCCUGGCGCUGAACAUGGUCUCCUCCUGGUCCCAGAAGAAGGCGCGGUCCCCCUGGCUCAUGAUCCACUUCCACGGCGGCGGCUUCGUGGCCCAGACCUCAAAGUCCCACGAGUAUUACCUGAGGAGCUGGUCCAAGGCCCUCAAGGUGCCCAUCCUCUCGGUGGACUACUCCCUGUCCCCUGAAGCCCCCUUCCCUCGGGCCCUGGAGGAGUGCUUCUACGCCUACUGCUGGGCCCUCAAGAACGCCCACCUCCUAGGCUCCACGGCCGAGCGGGUGUGUCUGGCGGGCGACAGCGCCGGCGGCAACCUCUGCAUCACUGUGUCCAUGAAGGCCGUUUCCAUGGGGAUAAGGGUCCCCGACGGCAUCAUGGCCGCCUACCCCGCCACCUUGCUCACCAUCGACGCCUCGCCCUCCCGCCUCCUGACGCUCAUAGACCCCCUGCUGCCCCUGGGGGUGCUGGCCAAGUGCCUCAACGCCUACGCAGGCGUGACCUGUAAGGGCCUUCAGCCGGUGGUGGGCAGCGGCACGCUGGGCGCCCUGGGCCGCGACACCGCCACGCUGCUCAGCGACCUCGGCUGGGGCGCCUCCAACUGGCUGCAGUCCUUCCUGGACCCCGCCCGCUCCCGCAGCCCCAGCAGGCCGCCGCCCACUUUGGCGCUGUCCACGCCCCCCGGCAGGAGCGCCAGCGAGCGCAUCCUCAGGUCAGACGGCGGCGGCGGCGGUGGCGGCGGCGGCGGGGAGGGCGGGGACUACCCCGACGGCUUCCAGCCGAUGCGGUCCGAGUGCUUGGCGUUCGUGCUGCAGUCGUCGUGUCCCGUCAUCAAGAACCCCUUUGUGUCGCCGCUGCUGGCGCCCAACGAGCUGCUGAAGGGCCUGCCGCCCGUCCAUAUUGUGGCCUCCGCACUGGACGCUCUGCUGGACGACUCUGUGAUGUUCGCCAGGAAGCUGCGAGACAUGGGCCAACCGGUGACCCUGACCAUCGCCGAGGACCUGCCCCACGGCUUCCUCAGCCUAUCACAGCUCACCAAAGAGACGGAAGUGGCCUCUGACCUUUGUGUCGCGCGAAUCAGAGAGGUCUUCCUGAAAAGGGACCCGCCCUCCAAUCUUCGUCAGCGACCGACUGCAGCAAGCCCAGCGGUUUGAAGGAAAUGACACUGAAGUAGUGCAAAACUGUACCUGAACAAAAGUACUAAACAGGGAACAACGGUGUCUUCCGGAAGCGAACCGCUGGUCAGUAGGGUUAGGCAACACCCCCGUAUUCGAACUGGCAACAUUCCAUGGCACGGAAGUAAAGAACAAAGAACGUAAAUAGAAUAGAGGAAAGAAAAUAGACCUCUACAUGUGAAACCACCUUAGACAAGAGUCAAAUAUCAAAAUCAGAUUUAAUGGAAAAAAAAAUUAUUGAACAAGUAGCCCAGUACAGAGAAAAUGGCUAAUUUCUAUUAUCUGGUACUGGGCUGUCGUGCCUUCACAUGCAGAGUCGAGAUUAGAGGGAACGUUUUGUACCACUGCUAAGAGCUAGCGGAAGUCGUUGGGAGAUCGAAUCGAUCCACCAGCGUUUUAUAUUAUUUAUUCGCACUGACCUGUGAUUGGUUAACGGCGCUGUGUCGCCUUAAUCAAGAGCGCGUGUCUGGUUGUGUGUGUUUGUAUUAUCAGCAGUCCAGACUUUAGAGUCAACACACACACACACACACCUAUUUGAGGGUGUGUAUCCAUAGCACAGGAUUGGGAUGGGAUAGGACUAGGGAUAGUGUAAUGGUGUUGUUGUAUAUCCGAUGAGAUUAUACGCUCGUCCAAUGGCGAGCUGGCGAUCGGCGACCUCACCCUCCUCUCCCGAUAGCAACAUGGCUCCUCUCCGCACAACGAGCCAACUGAGAGGGAAGUUAACCCCUGACCUUUUCAUUUCCCGCUGUCACUCACAGUUGCCUUACACCUACCCCUCCCCUUGUUUCCCGCUCUUUUAUUUAAAUCUUGCAAUGUUUACCUCCCUUAAUCCAUCCUAAUGAACCUAGUUCCUUACCAGCAGUACCAUUACUAGCAUGGCUGACCAAGAGAUGUCUACAAUGUACUGUAUUAAUAAUGUCAUGCACUUGGGUGGCUUUAAGUCUGUCCUGUAUUUAUUUUCUUUCUACAAGUAUUCGCAAUAAGCCACAAGUUUGUGGCCUUGACCCGUUGUUUUGAGCGGUGCGGUGGUUUGUGUUUCUGCUUGUUUUGUUUUAUAACAGUUUACAUUAAGUGCUGAAAUGUUGUUAAAAAACUAAAGUAUUAAAUCUGGACUUCAACAAC